Messenger RNA from Lepisosteus oculatus (spotted gar), 8077 nucleotides. RefSeq names its product URB2 ribosome biogenesis homolog (gene urb2). Gene Ontology annotation, cellular component: nucleolus. The record is from RefSeq and is a predicted model, not a curated record. Gene Ontology annotation, biological process: ribosome biogenesis. NCBI's taxonomy places the organism in Eukaryota, Metazoa, Chordata, Actinopteri, Semionotiformes, Lepisosteidae.
AGUUUUAACAUUUAUUUUGUUUUUAAACGCAAUGUUUAUAGAUGAAAUGUCAAUCGUUCUUUCGAGUCGUUAGAUUGCUGUGUUUUGACGAUCUGUAAACUACAGUUUCUGUUUUAUGUGUAAAAAUACAUUAAAUGGUCAUAUAUUUGUACACAGAUCUGGUACUCGGGAGUCUGUUCCUGGAGACGAAUGACCACUGGAGAAGGGAGCGAAAUAGGACCAUGUGAAAAACAGCAGCGCCUUUAGUGAAACGGGGUCGGUUGUGCUGUAGUGUCCAGUGUUGCCGGAGGUUUCCUGUCCCGGCUCGGGGUCGUCGCCAUGGCUGCGAUCUACUCUGGUGUUCACCUGAAGCUGAGAAGCCCCCGGACCCCCUGGGAGGACAAGCUGAAGUUAGCCCGCUUCGCCUGGGUCUCCCCGCAGUGCUUCCUACCCAACAAAGAACAGGUAUUACUCGAUUGGGUGAGCCAUGCUUUGAUUGGCUACUAUGGCAAGAAGUUUGAAUUGCAGCAACACUUAGUGGACGGUUUGUGGGCCUACCUGGAUGACAUUCUGCACAGCAAGAAGCUUCAGGGUCUGCUCAACAAAGGCAAAACCAUCAGCUUACGUUUUGCGAUGGCGCAGGUCAUAAAUGAGAGGAUUUCGGAAUCUGCAGGGUCGACGUCACCUUUGAAUGUCUCCCCGGUGCUGAGCUGCUGCCAGAGCAUUCUGUCUUCCGCUGCGCUGUCAGUCACUUACACCGCCAAAUACGAGCUGAUGAUCGAGCUGCUCGGUCGCCUCUGUGCGCUCGCCUGUUCCCUGUUGCCAUCACGGGCAUCUGAGGAGCCACUGAGACUUCGGGUCUUUGAAGUUCUGCUCGUGGCCUUGAGCAGCUACCUGGUGGUGCAGAAGCAGCAGGGCAACGCGAACCGUGUGUUUGCCCAGGUCACGAGCCACCUCCUCCCACCCUUCCUCUUCCUGAGGCACCUCCUGAUGUCCAGGACGGGGACGGCCGAGGACGGCAUCGCCGUCCGCCAGCACCUGGGCAGGGACACCCGGGGCAAACUGGAGGCGGUGCUGCAGUCUGCUCUUUUUCUGCCGGAUCACCUCCCGUCGUACUCGGAGGAACUUCUUCGAGGAAAGGAAGCGGCCGGAGCCAAGAAGGCGGCCGUCUCGAAGGGCUUGCUGUCCCCGGUUCGCAUGAUAAUCGAGAAGCUCGGUGAUGCUGAAUUUUGUGAUCCCACUGUGGGUUUUAUCGUUCGAGCGAAUUCGCUUCCUUUGCUCUUCAAGUUUUCCUUGGAUGCCUUCUGCAAAGGAGGACAGAACCAGCUGGUCGGCUUCCACUUGCUUGCACGCUUUGUUGCUGCUUUGGGCCUUUUUGAAGAAAGGUCAGUGGAGGAGCUGUCCAGUGCUGGGAACUGGAAUGUUGCUUUGCUUUCUUUGGAGAACCUCCUGAAUUUGAGCUUGAGUGCAGACCUGUAUAACGUAGCUGCGGACCGAAUCCACCACAGUGAGGCCCAGUUUCUGUUCUACAGAAAAGUGGCCCAGUUUUUGUUCAACAAUGUGCAGCCCACAAUUCCAGCCUGGUACAGGUGCCUGAAGGCUCUCCUGUUGCUCAACCACUUGAUAGUGGAGCCCGAUCUCGAUGAACUUGUGUCCUCAGCCUGGAUCGAUGCUGACUGCAAUGAGCCACGUGUACAAAAAGCCCGAGAAGCUUUGCUUGGUGAUUUGCUUCAGGUCUAUGCGAAACUGCGUCAGCUUCCCAGGCUCUUUGAUGAGGUCCUGGUCAUAAUCUGCCGCCCAGCUGCUGAUGAUCUGAGGCCGCCAGUCUUGUCUGCUGGCGUCUGUGGGAACCUUAGCAAGUGUCUCUUGGACGUUUCUCCUGGCCAGAGCUUGGAGAUCUGUAGCAUGAUUCUUGAGAAGUGCCAUACUUACCUGCUCCCCGACCUGCAGGGGAAGGAUGACAUGGCCUUGAAACUGUUCUCACUGAGCUUGGUUCUGCAUUUCGUGCUCUUCAAUGUGAAGUGCCUGGAUAAUAGUACCCCAGCUCCCAUUGUGAAGCGCUCACAAAGUCUUCUGGGUGAAAUGCUUGGGAUUUUAAGACCUUUGAUUCGACUUCUCCAGGAACACUUGCCAGGAGCUCUGUGGAUUGAAAAGGUGAGGGAAGCUGCUCUGCUUCUCAGUUACACCUGGGUGGAGGUGGACACCCUCUUUCAGCUUCACUGUAGCAAGUAUGUCUCCCCAGCUGACCCAUCCGACAGCCUUGUCACGGAUGAGGGCACAGCCCUUCUACCUGGUAUGUCAGCAGAGGGCUGGGACGCGCUUGCGCCAAAGGAUCAUGACUGUAGUCCUGUCAGUCAGCUGCUGCUGGAGCUCCUGGCUCUCCAGAAAAUUAAAAAACUUUCCCUGAGGAUGGAUCUUGCACCGGAUCCCCACAUCCAGGACUCGCUUUGUAAGUCUGCUGAGUUUAUUUUGCGUUCAGGGAACGGCUCCCUAACCCAACUGGACUCCAAGCUGUGGGACACUCAGAUCAGCAGUGUAGAUGCCAACACAUAUCCCGCGGCUCAUUGGUUUCUUGUUACUUCAAACUUAGCUUUGAUUACUCCAUACCUUUCGGAUGAAGAUCUUUCUCACCUAGCUAAUGCUCUUCUGAGCUCUGUCCUUCACAGGGAUGCGUCAGGUGGCGAAGAAGAACAAGGAACCUGCCUCUCAGUUUCUCUCAUUUCCAAGCACUUGCUUAACAGCAUGAUACUUGUUGAGUUUCCAUCUGUGUAUUCAGCUUUUGUCAGGUGUGUGUCCCGAAAGAUCAUCAGAAUCCUCUGUGCUUCCGAACAAGGUCCCCAGAAUGAAGGCCUCCAGCUAUUAGCUACAUUGGACAGUUCUGUGGCUGGAGAUGAGAAAGGAGGUACUGUCUUGGAAGCGAGCAGCCACACUCGUGAUCCUGCUGCUGCUUGGACAAGACUAGAGACUGCAGCCCAAGAGAUCCUGCGCUCCUCCAAGACUUGUGACCCGAUCGUUUUGUCGGAAUCACAGCUAGAAAGCCUUCUGGAAUUGCUUCAAGUUGCCAGAACCCUGAACCCUGAUGGUCUGUCUCCUGAAGACCACACAGAGUUUGCUCUACUUUUGUUCUUCAUGGCUACGAACAUCUACGCCAGGUGUGACACUGAGAGUGCAAAAACUGUAGGGUUGCUGCAGGAAGUCUAUCUUCUCCUGGCCUCUAUGCAGUCUGGAAGAAAUAUGGGGUCUAUCCUAAGAGUGGUGCAUGGCAGUGACUUUUUAGAAGCAGUGAUGGUCUUCCUGUUUUCAUUGAGCAAGAAGCACUUGUUUGGAGCUGUGGAGAAUUCGGCCUGGCUGGCCUUCCUUCACAUAAUUCAGAACUUCCUUCAGUGCUUCAUUGAGGUGAUAAUAGAGAGAAGGAAGAGUGUCCGUCUUAAUCUGGAAAAGUUUGUGUCUGUUGUCAUCGGCGGUGACGUGGCAUCCGCUAUUUUGUCCAAACAGCAGGUGGGAGCUCAUAGGCCUGGCUGUGUCCAGCUUCUGUUGGCGUCCCUGGCCACUCUGUGCAAGGUCAUGAUUUCACAUCUUGACAAGAGCAAGCAACUGGAAGAAACCCUGUCGGGCCUUCUGGAGAGGGUGACGGACACUCUGGGACCUGUGAUCCAGACCUGCCUGAAGAGCCAGUCCUGCAGCAUGCUGGGGCAGUCCUUCUCCGUCUCCAUGGUGACAGUCCUCCUGGAGGCGGAGCUGGCCCGUGGCUCGUCAGAGUCCCCAGAGGGAGAGUGCCAGGAGAGGCAGUGUCUGCGCUAUUCGGGACUUUACUGGGGCUUUGCCCAGCAGAUCCUGCGGGAGCUGUCUUCCUCUCCUCGGCCCCUGGACUUCCUCAACUCAGCACUCCGGUUCCUCACGGCCUUCUGUCCAGCAGCAGAGAGAACCAAGGAGCCAGGAUUAGACAGCUUUUACAUGUCCACUGUGCAAAACGUAAAAAACCUGCUCACAGCUCCCUGGCUUUCACUGGCUGAGGUCAGGAAACUAGAAACCCCCCUGCAGGAGCUUCUGGAGCAGCUGGUGUCCAACAGCACCCAGGAGCAGUUCCGCUUCACCCUGCUUGCGCUGAGAGACGGAAUGGGGGCUUCAUGGCUUCGGAGUGGCCGCACUGGGGAAGUCUUUUCAUCAGUGAUGUUAACCAAAUUACUCGUGAGCUGCCCCAUGGAGGAAGACUGCGCUAAGGUCUUCUGGUUCCUGGCACCCCAGAUCAUCAGUACCCUAGUGUCUGUGCUGAAGGAGGCCGGUAAGGAGGUGGCACUCACCCCUGGGCUGGCUGUCCCUGCCCUGGAGGCAGUCAGGGCUCUGCUUCGCCAAGGGGAGGGGCUCAUCACCAACCCCCAUCACGUGACGGUUGUGUUCGGUGCCCUGCAGUCCGUGCCGCUUGACCACCUCACGGUGCAGGACUACUACGCUGUGUUCCUGGCCAUUCAUGAGGUUCUCUUCACUGUUAUACAGUGUCACCCACAGGUGGUGCUGAAGGCGACCCCUUGCUUCCUGAACUGUUUCUUCCGCCUGAUCGCCUCCAUCAUGCACGAGGGCCGGCAGAAAGCGGAGGACGAGAAGGGUUCUGAGGCGGAGUUUGAACUCCUGCUGAAGUGCGCGCAGCUGGUGGAGAGGAUGUGCUCGCACAUCGCCACUGUCGCGGAGCAGUUCACCGUCCUCUGCUCUUUCAUCAUUGCUCAGUAUGUCAGCGAGCUGCAAAAGGUGACGCUGCACCCCAAGAUAAAGAGCCACCUGACAGAGGGGGUGUACAAGAUCCUGGACUUGUGCAUCGAGCAGGACCUCAAGUUCUUGAACACAGCCCUGCAAGCAGGUGUUAAGGAAGUGCUGAACGAGCUGUAUAGCAGUUACACACGCUACCACAAGACGCAGCGGCAGGGGGAGGAGAAGUACACAGCCUGAAGAUCUCCCCUUUCACACGAGGACUUGACUGACCUCUACAGCCGCUGUGUCACUCAGAAAAGUCGUACUAAACUGAAAUUAAACUGUGUCUUUCCCUGUUUUACCAAAGGUGUUUCGGCAAAAAGCCAUUUUGGUUGUUUUUUUUUUUGUGAAGUAAAAUGUACAAUUUUUGGAAAGAAAAACAUGUACACCCCCCAGAAAAAAACACUUUUUCCUUGGGUUCUGGCAAACGCAGCAACUAUCAGGUUAAGGUUUGACACAGUACAGGAUAUAAAGCUUUACAUUUUGGAGAAACAAAAAUAUUUAUCUUCUCAUUUUAUUCUUGCAUUUUUCUCUUAUGGUUCAAUCAAAGAAUCCUGAGUUGAUUUUGCUGUGAAAAACUGGAGAUCGCCCUGUUAGUGGUCUGUCGUGGCCACCAGGCUUUAAUGAAAGCACAGGAGUCUGUGAGGCUCAUACAGACGAGGUUGUACUUAGCUCUGCUAUCAAUCUGCCACUAUGCUUUGAACACAGGUGUGUCCAGGUCUAGCAAAUGGAUGUGACCAAUCAUGAUGGCAAAAUGUGUCCCCAUGGGUUACUGCCAGGUUGGUGCCUUCUGUCUCUGUCUCUUUUCUGUGAAGAAAAGCUGAAAGAGUCCCCUGCUUAAGUCUAAUGCAUCAGUGAAUAUUACAUUACUUUCAUGUGCGACCUUACUUUCUGAUCAUCAAAACAGAACAAAAUGUGUGGAGGACUCGAGAAAUGCAGCACAACUGUACAAAGACGGGUGCGUACUUUUGAAAUUAUUUGGGGAAUUACAUGUCAUUUCUGUCAUUUUUACUGAAACCAAGACAUGAUGACAUUUUUCAGCCGUUUGGUUGAAGAAGACAUGAAUGAAUCGCGAGAAGACAGGCCUGAUCAUAUCUAAGCCUUUGUCCUUCUAUUACAGUACAACCCCAGAUCCAGGUCUUAGGAUGGAGGAUUUUUCGGGGCCAGAUGCCUCUUGCUUCUGGCCAAUGAAAAGCUGCCAUUACCUCCUGGCUUUUUAAUUUAGUUUGAGGAUGUAGGCAUAAAGUUUGAUGAUAUCUAAAUCUCGCCCAUGGAUAUACUACCUGAAAAUGCCAAAUAUCAUCUGUUUACAUCUAAGUGGCUCUAUUUUUCCAGAGGAACCAGCUAAUAGACAUGACAAAGCUGUGAUGUAAUUUGUCAAUACAUAGUUGCCUAAGACUCCAUCAGGUCUGUUUUCAUUGACAGAUCAUGUUUGGAAGUGUUGAUUUACUUAAGUAACUCACAGUUACUGAAAUAUUUGGUUUUUUCCCAUUUUCCAUUUUUCAGGGUGCCAGAUUUUGGAAACCGGAAAGUCCGAGCUGAUGGGCAGGGCAAUAACAAAAGUGUGUUUCUGUGGUUUGAGUGCAUUAGGCUAAUGUUUGAUUUAUAGUUGGCAUUCCUCUUUGACCCUAGAAUGGCAACAACACUGCAUAAGAAUACCAAUGAAGACCUUCAGAUAUCUCUGCAAAAAAAAUGCACUCCCAACCUGAAGACAGUGUCAGUUUUUACUGCUUUUUUAACAGAAAACCUCUGGUACUUCCCUCCAGUUGGCAGCAACAUCAGAAUUCUCCAAAAACAUUUAUUUUCAGCGUUCUCUUAGUGCCUCAUUCCAGGUUGACAGUGAAACUCCUAUUAUACAAGUCUUAGGUUUAAAUCCAAUCGUCAGUGUGGUUAUCUUCCCUUUCCUUUCAAAUGUCAGUCAAUGGUAAUACCUUUUACAAUCCUUCACAUGGACAUAUGCAAGGAAUUCUAUAUUUUUGCCAUAGCACUUGGGUAGAAAAUAACAGUUACAGGCAGACUUGCACAAAUAAUAACAACAAUAAUAAUAAUGCCCCAAAAAGAAAAUGUUUCUAUAUGUCUAUAAAAGGAGACUUAUUUAGACAGUUUAUGUGAUGCUUCUUUAGGGACUACAAAUUAGCUUGUACUCCUAUAUCUGCCAUGGUCAUACUGUAGGAAAGAAAGGUAUAAUGAAGCCUUGUUCUGUCAGAGGGUGAAAUGAUCAUGUGCAGUAUUUAUUAAAAUAUAUUUUCUUUGACAAAGUCUCAUGGCUUAUCCCAGGGAAGAGCCGGUAACAUGAUGUUUACACUGAUAUGGCAUGUUCUUUAGAUUUUAAUGCUGGAAACACACAGCUGGGAUGAAUAAAAAGGUGUGUUUGUAAGCCUUGCCUGUUAAAUAUUGAAUUAAUGUCUGCAAUUUAUUUUAAGACGUUGACAGUCUUUUGUUUGUUUUGUUAUUGCAAUGGGUGUGCAAGUGUUUGUUUAAUGGAAGUGACACAGGGAGUUACACAUUCUGAAGCAGCACUUUGAUUAACAUCAAGGUAUUGUAAACCCUACGGCAGAUCAGGGCAGUGAUUAAAUGGAGGCUGCUUAUGCAAGACAAAUCUUUAAAAUCAUUCUCUGAAGUAAACAAGUUGUAUUGAUGUGCACCGCCUAGCUGUUGCUCGCUGUUCAGUCAGUGUUGUCUUGUACAAUGUAGUUUUUGUAAAGCUAAUUUAAGUCUUUAUAGGAAAUCUUGCAGAAUCAGCCAAUAUUUAAAUAGCGGCUAUGAAUUAUUUAAGUGAUGUCAAAACAGGUGCAGUAGAUGUAUUCACAGCAUUGUGAUUUAUGGAUUUUUUCUUUUAAUUUUGCAUGGUGCGUGAUUUUAGUAACUGCUCACAUGUCCUACUUCAGAGCUCCAAGAAGAAAAAUUGCUGGUGAAAAUGUUCAUCUUUUUUCCCCCCUAUUGAAUAUCCCACUGGAAUGCAUUGGCAAAUGCGAUAUUUGUCUCAAUGCUCCACUGUAAGACACUCAACUCUUUUUUUAAUAUCUAGCCCGCUAGUUUUUUUCUGACAGACUGCCAAGUGUUAUUUCUUAAUGUUCCUUUCAUUGUUUCGUAAUGUUUACUAUGUUCAAACUUUGCUUUGUUAAAUUUUACAGCGCUGUUUUGUUCAGCUGUCACCGCCUGGGAGUGACUUUCUCAAUACAUCAUAUCCUAACUGUCAUUCAAAUGAAAAAAUAAGUCAGGCUAUCAGUAUGAAAGGUCUGUCUUAAUUUCUUCUUGCUGUGUUUUGGCUCUACAAACUGCCUUUGUGAGAGGAGUAGUUUAUUUUCUCUGGAAACAUUUGCUCUGUCACAAUAAAAAUGGAUGUUAAAUGUGA